GGAAGGCGGGAAUUGAGUUUGUCCAGCGAAUCGGGUUUGACCUUUUUUUGACGGGAGGGGACACCUGUCCAACUUUUUUUGCCGUUCAGCCAUGCCACCGCAGACCCGUCGUUUCCCAUUCUCAGAAAGACGGCUCUUUAAAGCUGGCAAAUUCAUCUACAAGUUCAAGAUCAGAGAAGGCGCCACCUGCAGCGGGGAGAAGAUUAGGAGAGAGGACGGCUUCAGUCAAGAACUGGAGGAUAUUAUCAGAACUGUUCUUGGGAACCUGGACGACCUCCAGCCCUUCUCCUCCACCCACUACACCGUCUAUCCACAUAAGAAGCGAUGGAGGAGAGUUUCCAAACACGACGGGAAGGAACUAGAAUUCUACCCGUUUGUUCUGACUCUUUACCUGGGGAAAAAGAAGCAAAACGGGGGACAAGCAGAGGAGGGUAAAGAGGAAAUGCAGCUCGUCCCCUCUGUUUCUGAGCCUCAGCCAAAGCGCUAUAAGACAGACUCACCACUAGAGGAGGCCAUACUAAAGGCCUUAACCAAGGACCUGGAUGCAGAGAGAAGGGCCAUAAUGUCUGGCACAAUGACUUUAGGCUUUCGACACAAAGAGGAGGACGUGACAGAAGAGCCGGGACGUGUUGACAAGAUUGGAGCCAGGAAAGCUGACAAUCCCCUUCUCACAUCAGGUGACAGCGCGAUCAGAGAAAGUGAAGGUCCAGGUGAAAUGGAACCUGGGACAACACAGGACAUGGCGCAGGAGGAGGAGGAGGAGGACGACGACGACGAGACACCUGGGACGCCAGAGAGGCCGGGAGUUCUGAUGCGAGUGGUCAGCCACAUCUUCCCUUUCUCCUUGUUCUUCAAAGACCCCUGAGACCCACAGCAGAGACGUGGAGGGUCCCACUGGUCCCGGUGGAGGAGCCAUGAAUAUUUAUAACUGUUGGACUAAGCUUUUACUGGGAGUCUUGUUCUUGUUUUAGUUUUCAUAAGAUUCAUGUGAGUUUUUUCACAUUUUUUCUUCUUAUUAACAUUUCAGGCAAAUAAACACCAUUACCCC
Messenger RNA from Mugil cephalus (flathead mullet), 1048 nucleotides. RefSeq names its product membrane-anchored junction protein. The transcript is spliced from 10 exons. Gene Ontology annotation, molecular function: DNA binding. NCBI's taxonomy places the organism in Eukaryota, Metazoa, Chordata, Actinopteri, Mugiliformes, Mugilidae. Bases 92 to 865 code for a protein of 257 amino acids. Gene Ontology annotation, biological process: meiotic attachment of telomere to nuclear envelope; homologous chromosome pairing at meiosis. The record is from RefSeq and is a predicted model, not a curated record. Gene Ontology annotation, cellular component: nuclear inner membrane.